GAAAAAAUUCCAAAUUCAACCCGAAAAUCAGCAUCUUCUGCCGGUUCUUCAAUGGAAGCAUCGUCAUCAUCGUGCCCGAACCAACCACCACCACUGCCGUCUUCGCCAGAGGAUGAGCAGCGGAACUGGCUGGAUCUGCCGCGAGACGUGGUGUCGGCGAUAUUCGUGAAGGUUGGUACGAUCGAGGUGCUGAGAAACGUUCAGAGAGUUUGCUCGCUGUGGCGCAAUGUCUCCAGGGACCCUCUCAUCUGGCGCACCAUCGACAUGCACGCACUCGGUGACCUCACCGACUCCGAUGACAUCCUUGACGCCAUGUGCCGCCGUGCAAUCGACCACAGCUCCGGCCAAUUAACCGACAUCACCAUCGAAGAAUUCGCCACUGACGCUCUUCUCAAGUACAUCGUCGAUUCUACAAGUCAUCUACGACGUCUAUGCCUUAUACGAUGCUAUAGUAUAACAGAUGAGGGAUUGUGUGUAGUUGCAGAAAAGCUAUCUCGGUUGGAAGAACUUGACAUAUCAAUCAGCAACUUAUCCAAGGAUCCUCUAGAAACUAUUGGCCGGAGUUGCCCUCACUUAAGAACAUUGAAAUUUAAUAUAGAAGGUUACAAAAGUCCACACAUUGAGUGCAAUGAGGAUGCAUUUGCCAUUGCGGAAACAAUGCCUGCAUUACGCCAUCUACAGCUUUUUGGGAACAAGUUGACCAAUGAUGGCUUGCUUUCCAUUCUUGAUGGGUGUCCCAAUCUUGAAUCUCUUGACUUACGCCAGUGUUUCAAUGUCAAUUUAAUAGGAAAUUUGGAGAGGAGAUGUGCUGAACAGAUCAAAGAUCUACGGCGUCCAUAUGAUCCCAUUGAUGACUACCCAUUUGAAGCGGAAGAUGACUAUGGAUCAUUUGAUGAAGACUAUCCAUCUGGGAUAUCAGACAUUGACAUAUUGUCUGAUUAUGAGUAUGACUUUUAUGAAUUCUCAGGUGGGAGUCUGAGUGAAUUUUCUGAUUAUGAUUACAAUGAUGAUUAUUAAGACUCUGGUAAAUUUAACACUUUCCAGCUAAAGGACAGAUAGCUGUUGUGAAUAUGUUAGGUAUAUUUCUCUAGGAAAUAAUCAACAAUGUAAUCAUUGAAGUAUCCUCGACCUUCCAAGGAGGACUCAUUUUGGUGCUGGUUAAUGAUCUGUUGUAAUGAAUUUGCAUGGUUAGACCACAUGAUCCUCUUUUGAUCUUAAUGUCCCAUAGGAUAAUAGUACCAUUUUGAGAAGCAUUACUGUUUGCAUUGUGCAGCUAAUUAGAUGUAUGUAAGAAGCAAUUUCUUUAGCUCAAUGUAUGUUUAUAAUUGACGAUUC
Messenger RNA from Arachis stenosperma, 1335 nucleotides. Its product is annotated as putative F-box/LRR-repeat protein 23. NCBI's taxonomy places the organism in Eukaryota, Viridiplantae, Streptophyta, Magnoliopsida, Fabales, Fabaceae. Gene Ontology annotation, molecular function: protein binding. The transcript has 2 exons. The record is from RefSeq and is a predicted model, not a curated record. Bases 52 to 1017 code for a protein of 321 amino acids.